Strongylocentrotus purpuratus (purple sea urchin) is the source of this 876-nucleotide messenger RNA. Its product is annotated as protein SON-like. The record is from RefSeq and is a predicted model, not a curated record. The transcript is spliced from 3 exons. Lineage: Eukaryota; Metazoa; Echinodermata; Echinoidea; Camarodonta; Strongylocentrotidae. Bases 1 to 876 code for a protein of 291 amino acids.
AUGAAGAGAAGAUACAAAAAUCGCACUACACCUCAACCCUCGACCAAACACUACACCUCAACCCUCGUCCAAACUCUACACCUUAACCCUCGACCAAGCACUACACCUCAACCCUCGUCCAAAUUCUACACCUCAACCCUCGUCCAAACUCUACACCUCAACCCUCGACCAAACACUACACCUCAACCCGACCAAACUCUACACGUCAUCCCUCGACCAAACUCUACACCUCAACCCGACCAAACUCUACAUCUAAACCCUCGUCCAAACUCUACACCUCAACCCUCGACGAAACACUACACAUCAACCCUCGUCCAAACUCUACACCUCAACCCUCGACCAAACACUACACCUCAACCCUCGACCAAACACUACACAUCAACCCUCGACCAAGCACUACACCUCAACCCUCGACCAAACACUACACCUCAACCCUCGUCCAAACUCUACACCUCAACCCUCGACCAAACACUACACAUCAACCCUCGACCAAACUACACCUCAUACCCUAACCGAUGUCCUGAGGCGUCGUGCUCUAUCGGACUACCAGGAUGUCCCAAGGCCUCGUGCUCUAUCGGACUACCAGGAUGUCCCGAGGCCUCGUGCUCUAUCGGUCUACCAGAAUGUCCCGAGGCCUCGUGCUCUAUCGGUCUACCAGGAUGUACCGAGGCCUCGUGCUCUAUCGGACUACCAGGAUAUCCCGAGGCCUCGUGCUCUAUCGGACUACCAGGAUGUCCCGAGGCCUCGUGCUCUAUCGGUCUACCAGGAUGUCCCGAGGCCUCGUGCUCUAUCGGUCUACCAGGAUGUGCCGAGGCCUCGUGCUCUAUCGGUCUACCAGGAUGUCCCGAAUCUGGAUAUGAAUAUAUAUAUACUUGA